AGACAGAUGACGCCAAAUAAUGUUCAAAUUAAUCCAUACAGGACAAUUUGAAUUACUCACUACAGGUAUAUUUCAUUGCUAUAUCCCUCUGCCAUGAAUUGAAUCAAGAGUUCACGCAUGCGCAGUUCUGUUCUCCUUGCAAAGUAGCCGUUCCGAGGUGCAUCUCUUUCAAUCAUGUAUUGUGCAAAGAUCGUUUCACCUGCUGCCAGGACUGUGGCCAGGUCAACAGUGUUGAGACCUCUCAGCAGUACUCUAUCAGGCAAGACAGAACAGGCCCCACAGAACACCUGUGGUCUAGGCACAUACACUGGUCUUUCAGGACUUACCAUAGCACCAAAUACACAAAAUGUUACAUCUUUUAUAAAUAGUCAAAUCCGUUGUUUCCAAACAAGUGCAACACAGCGGGACAUUGACCAGGCUGCUAAAUUUAUAGGCGCUGGCGCAGCCACAGUAGGCGCAGCUGGAUCAGGGGCUGGUAUUGGAAGUGUGUUUGGAAGUUUAGUAAUUGGAUAUGCCAGGAACCCAUCCCUAAAACAACAACUUUUCUCAUACUGCAUCUUGGGAUUUGCUUUGUCUGAAGCCAUGGGCCUGUUUUGUCUGAUGAUGGCUUUCUUGAUUCUAUUCGCCUUCUAACGUUAAUGCAAAUUAGUAAAUUAUCCAUAAUUAUUAAGAAAAAGGGAACGUCUGUGGGACUAAAUUAAUGAUUCAUAUGCACAGAGUUUGCGUGAGUAGUGUGCUCAAGUGAUACCUUUACAAAAAAACAUUUGAGUUUGAUGUGUAGAACAGAUUGCCAAUAAUACAGACAGUGACUACUAAAUCACUUGUAAAGUUACAUUGUACAGCCAGCGAAUGUAGAAUACAGUAUACUGUUUUAAGAACAACUGCCAGUUAUAAAAUAAAUGUUGAUUCUGUAUUUAAUACUAA
This is a messenger RNA of Owenia fusiformis, 924 nucleotides long. The record is from the annotation of a GenBank genome assembly. NCBI's taxonomy places the organism in Eukaryota, Metazoa, Annelida, Polychaeta, Sabellida, Oweniidae.